UUCCAGGAUCACACGCAGCCAAAUCUGUGAUGACUUGUGAAAGGGUGUCAUGGUCAGUGGCGUCUUGAUGACUGAUUAGGCCAACCGAGGAACGUGGGUGUGUGUUGCUUCCAAGUGUAAUACCAUUUGACCCGAUGAAGGCAUUGACCCCAGCCAUUUCAUCAUAAAGGAAGGAAGGAGAAUUAAUGCCAGAUCAACUGUCCAUCCGUUAGCAGCCAGCCAAUUGCAGGCAAGUUCAUCGACUUGGCAUGCUGCUACUGUUUUAGUAUUAAUGUCAUUUUAAAAGGAGAGACACUAUCUCGUUAUCAUCAUUGGGAAGCCUAGGCUACGGUAGUUAAAAAAAAUACAGUGAUGGCUAGUCAUCUGUUUAUUUUUCCAAGAUUUCAAAGGUUACAGCCAUCGCUUUGCUAAUGUUGAUUCACCAUCAUGUGUUGCCUAAUCUACUAUGCUGCAGCCAUCCUUGUCUUUGCCAUCAUAGCCAGACUGAUUGAAAGGCAUCUAAGGAAACCUUAUGUGGACAAACUAACAGAAAGAUAUGUUCUUAUAACCGGUUGUGAUAGUGGCUUCGGCAAGCUUCUUGUGAAGCAGUUGGAUGUCAAGGGUGUCCACGUCUUUGCUGCAUGCCUGAACGCUAAAGGAGCUGAAGAGAUCGACAAAGAGACGUCUGAACGCACGAAGGCACUGGUUCUAGAUGUUACAAAACAUGAUCAUAUAGAAGCAGCAUUGGAAGAAGUUAAAAGAUCAUUACCCAGCAAUACAGGUCUUUGGGGUUUAGUAAACAAUGCAGGUAUAUCAGUAGCAUGUGGCCUUCAAGAGUGGCACACGAGAGAUGACUAUCAGAGAGUUCUUGAUGUGAACAUCCUGGGACUGAUGGAUAUGACAGUGACAUUCUUACCACUGAUCAGGAAAGCUAAAGGAAGGAUUGUCAACGUGGCUAGUAUGGAAGGAAGAUUUGCUCUACCUAGUGGUGCCUAUGCAGUCUCUAAGUUUGGUGUGGAGGCAUUCUCAGAUUCAGUCAGGAGAGAAGCCAAAAUGUUUCACUAUGGCAUCAACGUAGCUAUUAUAGAACCAGGAUUCUUCAGGACUCUGAUAUCAAGUAAAAACAACUUCACAAAUAAUCUAGACAAGGCCUGGGAAAGACUCAAACCGGAGAGAAAAGAAGAAUACAUCGAAGAGGGCUUCCAAAUGUUACGUCAAAACGUAUGUAACAUGCUCGAUAAUCGGACUUCAACAAAACUUCACCUGGUGAGUGAUGCAAUGGAGCACGCCCUCUUUAGUCAGUGGCCGAAGACAAGAUAUGGAGUCGGCUGGGACGCUAAAUACAUCUGGAUACCACUUUCUUAUGUACCAAAUUUCAUCAGUGACUAUCUGAUUAGUAUGGGCGGAUUUCCUAUCAUUAAGAAGAAUUGAUGACAUUUUGAACAUGGGAGUGUUCCGUAAAGAAGCAUUCUGUCAGUGAUUUUUACUUGCAGAUUUUCUCUUAGCCAAUCAGAUGCAAGGAUAUCAGUAGCUUGUAACAAGUCGUCAGUGAAAAAUCACUGGCUGUUUGUUUCAUGAACCAGUCUUCACAAGAGGGUACUGUGAAUGAAGCUGUCUUCUGCAGUCAUUGUGUGUGGUUUGCAUUCUUCCCCUAUAAACACAACAGUAACGUCACGGUGAGAGAGACAUCGUAAGCAUUCACUACAUCAAGGUGCACUGCAAAAUUGCUGCAUGCUACAAUUUUUCAACAAGCUGUUCAGAUUGACUGUCUUGCCAUGUAGGAGAGCUGUUAUAGACAAACCAUGAAAGGGUUUUGUCUACCUAUAUCCAAGUUUUUUUUUCCAAUUUGCACAUUUUGGAUGUAAUAUUCUUUACCUCCAGUGGCAUAGCUCUAAAGUGAGAAGGCUUGUUAUAUGAUUUUGUUUUACAGUAUUUCAAUUUCCAAAUGUUCUUGAACUAUCAUUUUGAUGAAUGUGUUUUACUAUUUCCUCUAAAUCUGUCUGAGUACAAGAUGUGAAGCUUUUAAAGAAUAAAAGAAUUGUAAGUCACUUUGGUAUUUCCCUGGGAACACUCAUGAUAUCUUGCAUUUUGUUCGUAUAAUACUAAUUUAAACUUGCAGAAGACUAUGUACCAUUCAUGACGUUUUAUGCUAUCACCAGUGAAGUAGAUGAUGUACAAUUUGCUAGAACAAGAAAAUAAGCAGAUACAACAAACAGUAUGUCCCAGUUUUUAGUUCAGAAAAGAUGAAUUUACCCCUAACAAAUACCUAAUAUUUAAAUGUAUUUUCUUGAAGGCCCCUGCAUACUAUUUGUUGAAAUGCCCCACUGAACGUAGCGAAAAUACAAGUGCUUUUGUAAAACAAAAGAGAUAUAAAAUAAGCAAUAAUAAGAGAAUUCAUCAUUAAAAAUAAUUUGAAGGGAUGUUUGCAUUUGAAGUUUUGGCAUUGCUGGCUUUCCGUAGUUGUAUUCAAGUGAUUAUUCACAACUCUUUGUAAGACCAGCUUGCUCCCCGUGACGCAAUUAUGUGAUUGAAAGGCCAAGCUUCCUCUAAGUCAUUUUUUUCUUGGUUGCUAAAUGCAAAUGUGUGAAUUGUGACUGCUAAAAUGGUAUUGAAUGAAUCCAGUCUAGAUGAUAAAUGUAAAUAACCUUGUCUAUUUUGUAAAUUAUAUUUUGAUAAUUGCCAAAUACUGCCGUUCUGUGAAAUACAUGUAUUUGUUUAUAUAUGCCAUAUAUAUAUUUUCUAUUCAGCAUUAUGUAUAUUAAUUCAUACAUGUAUGAGAUGGUACAUGUAUUUCUAAUUUUAUGGACAUAUUAAAGUGAACAAGAAGAUUAUCUUAGAUGACAAACAAUAGUAUCAAAGAUUGAAUUUUAGAAUGUAAUUUCAGAAAAAGGCUUGUUUUAGCUUAUUUAGGAUAAUGAUAGCUCUGUGAGCAAAAAUUAUAUUACAUACUGUGACCUCUUAUAAGUGCUAUGUUAAAGUGUAAUAUUAUUAUUAAAACAAGAGUUCCUGUCAUUUUCAAGGAUAUUUUAACUGAUAGCCACGUUCAUGUAGAUAUUCUUGAGCUAUGUCAUAAUCACAUAAUAAGAAUGUAAUAAUGACCCGCCACCCCAAACCAAGCAUACAUGUAGGUGGCCAGGGAAGAUUCUCUGUAAAUUGCCAAAAUGCUAAUUUGGUCUUUAAAAAGGAAAAAUGAAAAAAUUGGCGUGUCUGAAAGAAUAAUUCUUCCUCUUCUUACAGUCAAAAUUUGAAGUUGUAAACCUGAAAUCUUUCUUUAGCAAAUAGUGACAUGUACUUUGGAGGAGUUUACCAAAACUAAAGAUAGGCUUUGAAUUAAACCCAAAAGAAGGAUUUCUUUGAUAUCCAUUUUUCCUUCACAGCCUAGUUUCAUUGAGAUUGUACAGUCAGACUGGAUGUGAACCCAAAUUCAAACCUUCUUUGAAGCUCCCAUUGAAUUUCUUCUACAUUCAAUCAAGUAAUAGACAAGUUAUAGAUCAUUUGAAAGCUAUAAUGUGUUUUCUGAAGCUCAAUGAAAAUCUCAAAAUUAACAAUUGUUGGUUUCAGGAUGGCAGGUUCAAUUGGUCAACAAAUGAUUGCCUCAUGCCUCAUAUUUGCUUGAUCAUUUCCCAUUAUCACGUAAAGCAAUGCAGGGAAUUUGGUGUGAUAAUUUGAAUAAAAAACCCAACAACAAUGGUAUCAGUCAAGAUGAGUAUCUGAAGAUUAUUAGAUAAUAAGGUCACAUGAUGACAUACUUAUCAUGUUGACGAAAUUAUAUUUUAUAUUGAUAGAUGUACACAUGUUGAACAGUAUGUGAGUCUUGCAAUCAAUUGCUACUUUCAAACAAUGAAUGUGAUUGGUUGAUUCUGGGUCUGUUAUCAAGACAGGCUUGCAAUAGCAAAUUUGAUUGGCCACUGCAGGCUUUGCAAUUUGUUUCUACUCUCUGUGCCAUGGUGGGUUUCUCUCAACAAUAACAAUGAUAGCAGGGAGUGAGUUUUAGUGUUAUGAUUUAUUUGUCUAAUUAACAAACGAUUUCUCAAUAUUUGAAAUAUGAAAAUGUGAGAUGCAAAGAAGAAAAAUCAGGAUAUUUUUCA
This is a messenger RNA of Lytechinus pictus (painted urchin), 4067 nucleotides long. Its product is annotated as retinol dehydrogenase 7-like. Gene Ontology annotation, molecular function: oxidoreductase activity. The record is from RefSeq and is a predicted model, not a curated record. Gene Ontology annotation, cellular component: intracellular membrane-bounded organelle. The transcript is spliced from 6 exons. The coding region runs from base 427 to 1410 and encodes 327 amino acids. NCBI's taxonomy places the organism in Eukaryota, Metazoa, Echinodermata, Echinoidea, Temnopleuroida, Toxopneustidae. Gene Ontology annotation, biological process: steroid metabolic process.